AGGAGUGAGGGUGUUGUAAAUGCAGAAAAAAAAGGAAAGAAAGAAAGACGAGAUUUCUUUAUUUGAUUUUAUAAAAACAUAAACUCAACAAAGACUGAGGCGCUGCCGCUGUGAUCGCUUCCCUUUUUGCUCGGGUGUUUUUUUUUUUAUUCUGCAGAUUGGUUUAGACUGGGGCAGAGACAUGAGCUAAUUGUAUCCUGAUCUUUGCCUUGAGGGGUUUCGGAGCCCUGGAGCAAGUAUUCUCUGUAUUUUGUUCUGUCUACCUUAGCCAAGCUAUUGCAUUUCUCACUGGUGUAGGAAGAGAGGCAGAUCGUGGGCCAAAUCGGAGGGGAAAAGGUGCACAAAAAGAUACUUUUGUGCCGCUCUAUGUUUCAGAAAACGAACACACAGCCGGCCGCGUCCCUCCGCCUCUUCCUCCCGCUCCUCCCGUCCGCCCGAAGAAGCCGCUCUAAAUAAUGGACGAGACGGACAUCAUGGACUUAACGCACCAGAAAGCGAGGAAGCGACCGCGUCCAAUCAGUUCCGCGGACGAGUCCGUGCACGCUUCCCUCAAACGGCUCCCGAUGCGAGCGGCGGAGUGCAGGGAGCCCUCACUCAUGUUCGCAGUCAGAGGAGAGCCGGUCCCCGCAGCGUCUCUCAAGCAGAAUGACCACUCGGUGACUUCGUCUCCAACCACAGUGAUGCCGGCGCAGGAUAAUCGCUCCAGCAUGUCCAGGCCCAUGAUCACAAGGUCACCAGUGUCUCCAUUGAGUAACCAGGGCAUCCCAACACCUGCACAGCUCACCAAGUCCAAUGCUCCCGUGCACAUUGACGUGGGCGGACACAUGUACACCAGCAGUCUGGCCACCUUAACAAAAUUCCCAGAAUCCCGAAUUGGUCGUCUCUUUGAUGGCACAGAGCCUAUAGUCCUGGACAGCCUGAAGCAGCACUACUUCAUUGACAGGGAUGGACACAUGUUCCGCUACAUCCUCAACUUCCUCAGGACGUCCAAGCUCCUCAUCCCCGACGACUUCAAAGACUACAGUCUGCUGUACGAGGAGGCGCGGUACUUCCAGCUGCAGCCCAUGCUUGCUGAGCUGGAGCGCUGGCGCCAGGACCAGGAGCUGAGCCGGGUGUCACGCCCCUGCGAGUGUUUGGUGGUGCGCGUCGCGCCCGACCUGGGCGAGAGGAUCACGCUCAGUGGCGACAAGGCCUUGAUUGAGGACGUGUUUCCAGAGAUCGGUGAUGUCAUGUGCAACUCUGUCAAUGCCGGCUGGAACCAUGACUCCACGCACGUCAUCCGCUUCCCCCUCAAUGGUUACUGCCACCUCAACUCUGUCCAGGUUCUAGAGCGUCUCCAACAACGCGGGUUCGAGAUCGCCGGCUCCUGCGGCGGCGGCGUGGACUCGUCCCAAUUCAGCGAGUACGUCCUGAGGAGGGAGCUGAGGAGGACGAGUCAGCGAGGGUCCAAUUCAAACAGGAUAAAGCAGGAGCAGCUGGACUAGAAACCUCCCAAGCAGCAGGAGGUGCUAGACUUUUCUGUGGCAGCCUAAACGCCCGACGCUGCAGAGCUCUGUGGACUCUGGUUUUUCUUCGUUUCCUUGUUGAUGUUUUUUGUUUUCUUAAACUUGAGAACCAUCUAGAGAAUAAAAAAAAUGAGGUGCAGCAGGAGAUUUUUUUGCCAUAAGAAGAUACAAGACAUUUGAUAAGUUUGAGAUUGCAAGGACAUUUGUGAUUGUCUAGCCCCCCCAUAAGCCAAUUUAAAAAGGAUUUAUAUACGCUGGACCCCCAAACAAAGUUUGUUUUAAAACUUAGAGCCUACAUUAGGUCGAAUAUGAUUUCUAUUAUACCCAUAUAAAUUAAAAAAAGGCUUUUAUUGCUGAUGUAGUAUGUUGCAUAGCUUGUCACCAGUGACUUGAUUUUGUUGUCUCACUGGCAAAUUGGCUAAGUCUGUUUUUUCUCCCUUGCUGUAAAAAGGUCACUGGCGUGUUGCUUACAGUACAGAAUGUCACAGUUGUCAUCAACACUUAGUUUCAACAGGAGCAUCUUUUUUCACAAUUAACAUGAUGGUGAAUAUUGUGAUAUCAAUGAAGUGUUUGUUUUUCUUUUUACUUUAAUGGAAGUUACUUUAUUGGAUUAUGCCAUAAGAAUAUAGUUGACAUUAGCAUCAUCGAAAUUGAACAUCAAAUAUGAUUCUAUACGCCGUAAAGAAGAUAAUUUAGUAAAGUAUUCUGUCACACCAUUCGCCUCAUCGGGGAGUAUGAACUACUAUCCCCCAUGUGCUACUUUAGGAAUUAUUUAAUUGGACCACAACACUAGUCUGAGUCAUGACCUGUAAAUCUUUUCAUUGUAUAUGUGCUUGUGUUUUUUACAUCAAAUCUUUUUAAAGCAAACUUGUUGCAGAAGACAUGACUGAACAGAUUGAAGCUUAUUGUACUACCCACUCUAAGAUCACUUUUACUUGUAGCACAUAUUGAUAUGAAGUUGGAUAUAAAGUAUUUCUAAGAUGACUGACCCACCUACGCUCCCUAGAUUUGAGAAAAAGAGGAAUGUAGCAAAAAAAAAGAAAUGUGAAAUAAAUCUCAACUAAAGUUGU
Acanthopagrus latus (yellowfin seabream) is the source of this 2575-nucleotide messenger RNA. RefSeq names its product BTB/POZ domain-containing protein KCTD1. Gene Ontology annotation, molecular function: transcription factor binding; transcription corepressor activity. The record is from RefSeq and is a predicted model, not a curated record. Lineage: Eukaryota; Metazoa; Chordata; Actinopteri; Spariformes; Sparidae. Gene Ontology annotation, cellular component: nucleus. Bases 456 to 1484 code for a protein of 342 amino acids. The transcript is spliced from 6 exons. Gene Ontology annotation, biological process: negative regulation of DNA-templated transcription; protein homooligomerization.